GUAAAGGUAAACAUAUAUUACAAGAAGCUCAGGUUGACAUUAUUCCAUUGCAAAUCUGUAAUAGCUACGAUUGGUAUGGAGGCACAGUAUCCCUGAAAAUGGUUUGUGCUGGCUCUGAAAGUGGACAUGUUGAUAGUUGCCAGGGAGAUAGUGGUGGACCUCUGGUAUGCUAUUUAUCAGAUUCUAAAUACUACUUUGUAGGAAUCACCAGCUAUGAAUGCGGAAUAAGGCCUGCUAUAUCAGAAAUACCAGGGAGUCGGAUUGUAGGUGGACAUGAAUCUGAGGAGGGGGCAUGGCCAUGGCAAGUUAGCCUUCAAACAUAUAACCAUGGUGGAGGAUUUUUGCAUUUAUGUGGUGGAACUUUAAUUAAUAACCGCACAGUAUUGUCAGCUGCACACUGCUGUAUAAGAAAAGCGAAUCCAGAGAUGUGGAGGGCUGUGAUUGGUUUGCAUCAUCUUUUCAGACAUAAAACAUACACUAUAAAAAGACGCGUAAAAGCCAUUGAUAUCCAUUUUUUCUAUAACUCAGCAAGAUAUGAAGAAGAUAUUGCUAUGUUUCAUCUAAGCAAAUCUAUCACAUUUAAUAACUAUGUUCAGCCCGCCUGCUUGCCUAAUGUUACUCUUGCCUUGACUUCUGAUAUGAAAUGUUUUAUAAGUGGGUGGGGAAUGAAAAAAGAAAAAGGCAAAGGCAGCCUCACAUUGCAAGAAGCUCAGCUAAAAAUAUUUUCACUAGAUACGUGCAAUCAAUAUGACUGGCAUGCAGGAACAAUACCAGAUACUGCUUUCUGUGCCGGAUCUGAAACUGGAGAUGUUGAUACCUGUCAGGGAGAUAGUGGUGGACCUCUGGUAUGCUAUUUAUCAGAUUCUAAAUACUACGUGGUAGGAAUCACCAGCUAUGGUAUUGGCUGCGGCCGACCAAAAUUUCCAGGAGUUUACACUAAUUUGCCUAAGUACAUGUUCUGGUCCAAAACCCGGACAUUUCGCGUGUCGGCGAAGCCCGUCCGAGGCUCCAACAAGCUGUUACGGGAGUGCGCGCGAACCACUUCCCUAAGCCUGGUUCAACCGCCUCGCCGGCUCCUUGCAGCCUCCGCUGCAGACGAAAGUAGUGGUUCCAAAUAUAGAGAAACGGACAUCCGUGAGAAUUUGCGUUAG
Messenger RNA from Pseudonaja textilis, 1151 nucleotides. NCBI's taxonomy places the organism in Eukaryota, Metazoa, Chordata, Lepidosauria, Squamata, Elapidae. The record is from RefSeq and is a predicted model, not a curated record.